CAGCUGUUUUGUUGCACUUGCCAAUCCGCCAAGGCACGAGGUGCUUCACUCGUCUAAACAAUCCAGCUAAACUUUUUGUGGCUACGCCAUCGACGAAUUGUCACCGUACCAUGUUUGGAUCAAGGUUGGAAUCCAAUUGGGAAAGAGUGGAGCACGCGUUGCAUUUGAGAGAUAUGUGCUUCAAUGCCUUCAAAAGCGAGGAUCUCUGUGACCUAACCCUCACGUCAUUGCCCACCAAUCAAAGCUUUCUCACCCACAAAGUAGUGAUUGCGGCCUUUUCGGAGUUAUGGCGAAGCAAUAUCUCAGGAACAGAUAUUCUCAAGAUCGAGGCCUCGCCCGAAGAGGUCAAGACACUUUUGAAAUACAUGUAUACCGGCUUCAUUGACGUCAAUGAUUCUUCCUCAUGGGAGGGAUUCCAACGCCUGGUGGACCAAUACCAAAUUUAUCUCUCACUGAAAGUUCAAAAGAAGUUCUCAAGGCUCUACCGGACCGAGAAGACUUGCCCGUGGUUCUGCGCCACAUGUGGACGAAAUUGGUCCCGACCAGAUCACGCCGUGGCCCAUGCGAAAAAUGUCGGGCAUCACCAAGUCAAAUGUUCCAAGUGUCAUCGAGCCGUUCCCCUCUUGGACGACUUGGAGUCCAGUACAAACCCGUCUAUGUCUAGCCAUCUUUGCUACUGUGAUUUGGGCCAAAGGCUCCAACCCCAGGGCGGCGAGGGAGACCCAAAUGAGGUAGAUGAGGACAACGGAGAGGACGAGGAUUGGGGUUCGCCUACAGCCAGUAUGAUUAUGCCUGAAUUGAUCCUUCAAGAAGAGGAUCCGGAAGUCGAGGAAGAGGACGACGACGACGACGAAGACGGCGAGGGUGAACAUGAAGAGGACCAUGAAGAUGGUAAUGGAGAGGAUCGGGAGGAACAUGAUGAACCUGAAGAGCGGCGAAACCGAAAAGAGCAAACUUUGAAGCAGCCAAUCCUGCUUAAGAACAUGAAAUCAAAAACAAAUGACAGGACAACGGGUUUCUCUUAUCCACCCUCCAGCCGAAAGGAGCAGGAGCAAAUAAGGAACAAGAAAAAAUAUCUUUGUAGUUUAUGUGGAAGUACCCUGACGGGUAAGACAGCCUAUAACCGUCACCAGUUGAUCCAUACUGGCAAACGCCCAUUUUCAUGUGAUAUUUGUGGCAAGUCUUUCACCCAGAACAUGAGGCUGACAGUACAUUCACGUUCUCAUACAGGCGAGCGACCUUUUCUUUGCUCUCUCUGUGGAAAGACCUUUGUGGAGAGUUGCAAAUUGAAUCGUCAUCUACAGCGGGUACACAUGGCAAACAAAGACGGAAACCCUUUGAUCCCCGGCCAGCCUGUAAUCAACACAGAAAAGUUCAUUAUGCCGAUCUCGUCACAUCUUAAGCGGCAGCAAAAUGUAAUAACGGGAAACAAAAAAGGCUUGAAGCCAAAUGUAAUCAAAUAAAAAAAAAAAAGCAAA
Molecule: messenger RNA, 1478 nt
Organism: Tigriopus californicus
Lineage: Eukaryota; Metazoa; Arthropoda; Copepoda; Harpacticoida; Harpacticidae
Product: zinc finger protein 883-like
Exons: 3
Coding region: 111-1463 (450 amino acids)
Biological process (GO): regulation of transcription by RNA polymerase II
Cellular component (GO): nucleus
Molecular function (GO): protein binding; RNA polymerase II transcription regulatory region sequence-specific DNA binding; DNA-binding transcription factor activity, RNA polymerase II-specific
Source: RefSeq, a predicted model, not a curated record